Molecule: messenger RNA, 1239 nt
Organism: Apiotrichum porosum
Lineage: Eukaryota; Fungi; Basidiomycota; Tremellomycetes; Trichosporonales; Trichosporonaceae
Exons: 6
Coding region: 1-1239 (412 amino acids)
Source: RefSeq, a predicted model, not a curated record
AUGUCGACCUCGUCUAUCGCACCACCACACCCACAGCUCGACUUAUCGGCCAUGGCACGACCGAACCCCAACCCCCUCGGCGUUCUGGUAAACGGCUUCGAGGGCCCGAAUCAGCAACCUCUGCUUGCCAGCGGCGGCAUGUGGCCCGCACCCCACCCGAAUGCUCUGCGAGUCAUGAACGAGGCCAUGAAGCUCGCCCAGGCGCUGAUUCUGCACCCCAAGGGCAUCAGCCUGGCCUGUGAGGUGCUCUGUUACUCGACGCAACCCAACGAGCUGUACCCGGCCGCCAUCAGCCACGCCCUGUCUGCCACGACCGUCCUCGUCCUCGUCGACCACUGGAUGAGCCCCACGGUGUUUGGCAAACACCUUCGCCGCAUUGAAAACGACGUUGACCGAGCAGACUCUGUCGAUAAAAACAUCAUUGUUGUCAACCCCUGGCUGGUGGAAGCCGAACUUGCGGUUAACGACUCUCCGGCCGACUACCACCGUCACCUGUUCAUCGUUGCCGACGGCUUGGCCUUGGAGUUGAUUCGCCUCCUCCGCCCAAAGGUCCGCGCCAUCUUGCGUCCUCACGGCGUCCAGGUCCCGCCCGAAGCACCUCCGCACAUGGACGGCGGCACCGUCGAGGGACAGGCGUUUGAGGACGGACUUAUGGGCGGCCGCCUGGAAGGUGUCUGGGCCAUUGGCGACGACGACGAGCUUGUAACGGUCGACAUUGCGGCCGCCACGGCCUGCGGUUUCGACGUUGGCACGUUUGUGCCCAGCCUCGAGAACGUUUACAAAGACGUCGAGUCCACCUCGUUUCACUGUUUGGCGAUCGCGAAGCCCGACGGUGGCCUGUACCCGGUGUGCGAGGACUGGAUCACAGAGGUCGUUUACGAAUUCACACAGCACGGCUGUAUCGACCCCGUCGUGUUCCCGCCCACGGUUCAGACGACUGAUCUCAGCCUCUACGACGUCAAGCGCCUCGGGUUUGCCACUCCCCCACGACAACAACAGCAGCUGACGGCUGCGCUCGCGCCUCACCCCCAACCCCUCGGCCGUCUCGCAAAUGGCGAGCUGGACGCCAACAACACUGCCCGCCUGGCCGACAUCAAGACCUGUCCCCCUCCCCACCCUAACGCGUACCGCAUCAUGAACGAGGCCUUCAAGCUUGCCCAUGCAAUCUUGCUACACCCCAAGGCUGUCCGAAUUGCAUCAGAAGUCAUGUCCAACUCCAUGUCGCCUGAAAAGCUGUAG